UUCGAGUUGGCUCUCUAGUCACAAUGUUGGGACAUCUCAUAAGCUCAAAACAAGACAGUUCAUGAGUUGAAUUCAAAGAGCCACCUAAUCGAGCUAGUUCACGAGCUUCAAGAGCCGAACAAGCUAGAGCUCAAGCUCGGCUCGUUUAUUAACGAGCCUAGCUUUUUUAAUUGAACGAACUUUUAUCGAGUUCGAGACCGAGCCGCUCACGAAUAGCUCGGCUCAUUAACAACCCUUGGUAUACGGCAAACGAAACCUUGUUGUCGGUAUACCGACCCAUACCUGGUAUGUAACCGCCGUUUACUUGGUAUAAUUGAGUAUACCGAUAUAGGCAAAAAAAACCCUCUCCUCUUUUUCGAUCAGUUCACUCCUCUCUCUCCAUCUCCCUCAAGAAGAAAAAUUAUCUCUUUCUUCAACAAAUAGAACCUUCACCAUGAGAGAUUCUAUGAAACCCCCUCCUCUCUUUCUCAAUUUCUUGAUCUGGACCAUGGCAUCGUGAUUCAUCAUCGUCAAAGGGAUGCAUCGUCGCCGGAGAGAGGGCAAAGUGCGAUGAGUUUGCUGCUCGCCCAGCCACCUCCUUUUUCAACUCCUCUGCCGCCGUCGCUGUUAUCAUUAUGGAGAACCCAGAACCCGAUCCGGCGACUCCCUCUCCCUCUCGAUUCUAGAUCUGGCGCCAUGCAAAAUCCCUCGUGCGACGGCUCUCUUCCUCUCGAGGUCAGAUUCGGCAAGAUGUUGUCUCCAUACCGCAGCGGUUCUGAGUCCGUCUCAAUUCCAUAUCUGGAGUCGCCGUUGGCAACUAGCUCUUCCCCUCGAUUUCAGGUCUGGCGUGAUGCAAACUCUCUCGCGUGGUGGCUCUCUUCCGCUCGAGGCCAGAUCCAUCAUCAUGCUGUCUCACUCGAGCGGCGAUUCUCAAUCCCUCUCAAUUCCAUAUUCGGAGCCGGCGCCAGGACACAAUGGUGCACACACGCCGCCAGAAAACUGGAUUCAAGUUUCAUUUUCCACUUCUCCAAUCUCUCCUAACCCUAUUUACCGGAUAACCGAGUUGGUAACCGGCUAUUCGGUAACGGGUAAAUCAAAUAUUUGUUGGUAUCGGUAGUCGACAAUGCUUUGCCUUGGUUCGAUCUCUCCCGGCGACUGUCUUCGACCAUACCCACCCCAGACUCAUCCUUCGCCGGCGGGAAUCGUGAGCGGGAGCAGAGCGGAUGAACUGUGACACAAGAAAAGAGCGAAGGAAAAAGGAAAAAAAAGGUCGACGGGAACGAUAGAGGAGGAGGUUGGAGGAAGCGAAGGAGGUCAGAGGUUUGAGGGUGAAGUUGUCGUUAGGUUUGGAUUUGGGGAGAAGUGUGAGACGAUAGAGUGAAGAAUGUGAGGUUUGAUGUCAAUUAGGGAGGCAGGUUUGAGAUUUAAUAAAAUUGAAAGGGAUAAAACGAGAAUAAAAAAUAUAGUAAUGUGCGAUUUUAAAAUAAUUGAUUCUUAUUAGCUGUUUUAAAAAACCUGCACAUGAGAGUUUUUGAAAUCUAUCAUAGCCAUGAUCCUUGAUCUAUCCAAACAAGUAAAUUUGUUAGGUCGUUUGGAUGCAGUAUUUUGAUGAGAUAAUUUGGUCGAAAUAACUCAGAAUGAGGUAUUUCAAUCAAAAUAACUCGUUUGGCAAAAAUAAAGUAGAAUGUGGUAUUUUGUCCAUGAGUCAAUUGAAAUAACUCAUUUUGAGUUAUUUGAAAUACCUACCCACCCCCUAGUUAUUUCAAAUACCUCAUCUCCCAACUUCUUUUUCCACUUCAUCCCUUCUUUAAGUGGUGAAAUACCACAAUAUUUGAAUGUUUUAUCUAAACAAGACAAUUACACCAAUUACUACAUUUCAAAAUGAAAUACCACAUAAAAUGCCACAUAGCAAAAUAAUGCAUCAUUUGAAUUCGAAAUACCAUGGAACCAAAAUGAUACAUCCAAACGACCCGUAAAUCAUUCAGAAUAAGAGAUUUGAGAUUUGGGCAAAAUCCUUCCUCUAAAGCUCUAAUCCAAUGAAAGAAUCCGAGAAGAAAAUUGAAGUGGGAAACCCUAUCCCUGAUGGGUUUUACGGGCCCAUGCUGCUCCCAUGUGUAAUUGACGAGCGUGAGAGAGUAGGGCCUUUAUAGAGAUGGACUGAUCUAUCUUUUCAAGUUGAUUUGUUUGCCAAAAAUCAAAUUGCAAAAGAGGAGGGGGGAAUUAAAGGAGGGGAGAUAUCUGUUGUUCUCGUAUUAGCCAGCUGGGGGAACAACAUUUAAUACUCUGCUAAUUGCAAGACGGCAAAACUUUCACUAGUUUCCGGGCAUGUGCCCUGAAAUUUGGGGAUUGCACUCUCUUCAGUGCAAUAGUGUGCACGAACGAAGAGAAAGACCAAAGUCCGAUGAGUAUUGUCGAGGGAGAACACACUACACAUUCCACGGUUGGGAAUAGCAAUUUCACAUUAGGAGACGGUGAGGCUCUGUCAUUUGUUUACGUUUUUUACCCGCAGCUUGCAGAAGCCAUUUCCCGUGACCGUGUUUCCGUUCCCCAAAUUACUCAGAGUUCAAACCUGGAAGUCGAAUAAAUUUUUGACUCAUUG
Messenger RNA from Linum trigynum, 2578 nucleotides. The record is from the annotation of a GenBank genome assembly. Lineage: Eukaryota; Viridiplantae; Streptophyta; Magnoliopsida; Malpighiales; Linaceae.